Molecule: messenger RNA, 1500 nt
Organism: Filobasidium floriforme
Lineage: Eukaryota; Fungi; Basidiomycota; Tremellomycetes; Filobasidiales; Filobasidiaceae
Product: PUA-like domain-containing protein
Exons: 2
Coding region: 1-1500 (499 amino acids)
Biological process (GO): negative regulation of gene expression via chromosomal CpG island methylation; protein ubiquitination
Molecular function (GO): ubiquitin protein ligase activity
Source: RefSeq, a predicted model, not a curated record
AUGCCGCCCACUCGGACCCUACAACGCGUCAAAUCGGAAUCCCCAUCGAUCAAAUCCGAGCCGGACUCCGAUUCUGAGUCAAACUCGAACGAGGGCGAGACCUACGAACAGGCCAGAGAACGUCAGAUUGCCGAGAAUCAAGCUCUUCUCGAAGGUCUGGGUUUGUUCCAGAUUCCUACCCUACCCGGAGCGUCAUCGUCCUCUUCAUCGACUCCUAUUCCCGCGGGUCAACGGGUCAAACGCGAAGAGAAACCCGUCGUCGACCCUGCUAGUCUCCGUCGAACCUCACGCCGCCCAGCUUCAAAGGGUCAGAUCGUUUACAACGGCCGUGCUUUAAAACAGCGUACCUCUACAGGAGAAUUCCUACGGUAUCAACCUGAACCCAAAGCUGCUCCGCCUUCUAUCGUCUAUGGGAACGUACCGGGCGUCCCGGUCUUCAGGACGUGGGACCACAAGACCCUUAUCAGCCCUACCGUACACGACGGAGGUCUGAGAGUACGGUCCACCUCCUUGAAGCCCGCAGCUUCUCUCUGCUUAUACGGCCAGGGAGGCUUCAAUUCCUCUGCCAAUAUGGCCUGGCAAGAUUCUCUGGACUUCGGAAACCGGUUCACCUUCAUCUCCGCUUACGGGAACUUUUCCUUCCGGGAUGGCAUUAGAGGUGGUGGCGGGGCACAAGUGCAGAGUAGAGAUCAGACUUUUGAGCAUGCAAUACAUCAGGCCUUGGAAAAGAAUAUGGAGACGGGGACUGUGAUCAGGGUCAUCAGGGGGAGUAGGUCUAAUUGCGUUUGGGCGCCGGAGCAUGGCUUUCGGUACGACGGCCUUUACAAGAUCAUCUCCGCCCGAGCGAUCAAAUCACCUAUCACGGGCAAACAAGUAUGCACGUUCGAAUUCCGUCGAUGUCCACGACAAGGGAAUAUACCGAAGAGAAGCAAAACCGGAGGCCGGAACGGAACGGGCAGUCGGGGUGGGCUAGGGUGGGUCUGGGCCGAGGAAGAAUCUGAGGGCGAUGAAGAUGGAGAGGAAGAUCAAGUCGAAUUCGAAGUCGCAGAUGACGUCGAGGUGGAACUGGCGGAGCGAGCAGGAGACGGAAGUCAAAGUGAGAGUGAGCUCGAAGCUGAAAGCAGCUCGAGUGAAGACGACGGAUCAGCAUAUGGGCAGAAUAUCGCUAUCGCGGUCGACGUGGAAUCGGAAUCGGACUCGGACGACGGGGAUGAGGAUGAGGUAGCAAGCAGCGGGGACGAACUGGCGAUCAGCCGGGAAGAAGCUAGUCUUCGCCUUCCUUUCCGGGCGGGAUCCAAUGUUGAAAGCGCCAUCGAGGUGGAGGAUGUCAUCGUAGUCACUGCCGCACCUGCGGCUGUGCCUGUGCCUGCGGCUGUGCCUGUGCCUGCGGCUGCGCCUGCUCCUGCGCCUAUCGCUGUCGCUAUCGCUACGCCGAUUGCGGAGCGAGGAGAACGGACAAGGUGUAUGGCGAAGAGUAGGAGAGGCCGUCCUGGCAGGUAG